This is a messenger RNA of Microplitis mediator, 2489 nucleotides long. Its product is annotated as RUN and FYVE domain-containing protein 2. The record is from RefSeq and is a predicted model, not a curated record. Lineage: Eukaryota; Metazoa; Arthropoda; Insecta; Hymenoptera; Braconidae. The transcript is spliced from 12 exons. The coding region runs from base 207 to 2372 and encodes 721 amino acids. Gene Ontology annotation, cellular component: cytoplasm. Gene Ontology annotation, molecular function: metal ion binding.
GAGCGCUAGUUGCUUAUAAUAAUGAUAAUAAUUUGGGUAUUCCCCUUUUAUUGAUUAACGCAGAGGACACUAGUCAGCUUUGUAAAAUCAAUAUUAGAAACUUGUUACAAAAUACUGCGCUGAUAUUUCUCAGUUACUUUUUGAUAAAUUUAAAUAGAAAAGCAAUAAAAAAAAGUGUUGCCUUUAAUUUUGAGUAGUUUAAAUUAAUGAGGCAAGAGACAAACACUAAAAUCCGUCCACCGGGUGAUAUACAACACGGUGGAGGCGCGAUGAUUGAUCAGGAUAUGGCUGGUGCACAGGACACUAUUUAUUUGUGCAAUUUUCGUGUUUCUGUUGAUGGAGAGUGGCUGUGUCUUAAGGAAUUGCAGGACGUUGAAUUUUCAAUGCAAGAAUCAAUGCAGAGAUCGCCCUCGCCACCUCUAGCUAUCAGUGGUAUUGAUAACACUCAUCAUCACCGUCAUAAUGACUCGUGUUUGAGAUUAAAUCAGCAGCGACAAUUCCGCUCACAAUCAGAUUUUAUUAAACAUGAGCUUUGCGAGAUUCUAAGCCCACCGCAAAUUCACCACUUCAGCUUGUCACGGGAUCCAGUAAUUAUUGAACGAAGUAAUUUAGUAAAUAUAUCAAAGUUAAUUGUUAAAGAGCUAAUAGAAACUUCAUUGAAGUACGGAAGAAUGCUUGAUUCAGAUCAUAUGCCAUUGCAGCAUUUUUUCAUCGUACUUGAACACGUUUUGAGACAUGGGCUCAGACCCAAAAAGGGUCUUCUUGGCCCAAAAAAGGAGCUUUGGGAUAUAUUGCAAUUAGUUGAAAAAUAUUGUCCAGAAGCUCAGGACAUAACUUCAAGUAUUCGCGACUUGCCUACUGUGAGAACGGCGAUGGGUAGAGCGCGUGCUUGGUUACGUAUGGCAUUAAUGCAAAAAAAAUUGGCGGAUUAUUUAAAAAUUUUAAUUGAUCAUCGCGAUGAUUUGUUAUCGGAGUAUUUUGAACCAGAUGCUUUGAUGAUGAGUGAAGAAGCUAUUGUUGUUAUGGGUUUACUUGUUGGUCUUAAUGUUAUUGACUGUAAUUUUUGUGUUAAGGAAGAAGAUUUAGAUUGUCAGCAAGGUGUUAUUGAUUUUUCACUAUAUUUACGUAAUAGUAAUCAUAUACCAGGUGAUUCGCCAGAUGAUGAAUUAGAAAAUGAUAAUAUGACGACUGUAUUAGAUCAAAAAAAUUAUAUCGAAGAAUUAAAUCGGCAUUUAAAUGCUACUGUUAAAAAUUUACAAGCAAAAGUUGAGACGCUGACAACAACAAACGCUUUAAUGAAAGAAGAUUUGUCAAUAGCGCGAAAUAAUAUUUUAUCAAUACAAGAAGAAAAUCGUCAGUUAAAAAAAGAACUUGGAAUUGAAAUAAAAGAUCAUGUUGAGACCGGAAAAGCGCCAAUUAAAAUAACAGAGACGACUUCAGAAUUAGAGGAAUUGAGAAGCAGAAUUGAAAGCGAAAAAAAAAUUAGAUCGGAUGUUGAAAAAGAACUGGAAUUACAGAUAAGUAUGAAAUCCGAAAUGGAAGUUGCGAUGAAACUUUUGGAAAAAGAUAUUCAUGAGAAACAAGAUACGAUUAUUUCUUUACGACGACAAUUAGAAGAUAUUAAAUUGAUUAAUUUGGAAAUGUAUAAAAAAUUACAGGACUGCGAGAGUUCACUUAAGCACAAAAAUGAAGUUAUUGUCAAAUUGGAUGCUCGGAUAUUGUCUAUGUCUGAUACCAUUCAAAAAAUGGAUCAAAAGUGUAAAGAAAUAGACAAUGUACGUACAAAUAAUGAAGAACGAGUACGAUCGUUGGAUGCUCAAGUAGCCGAACGUGAGGCACGAGCCAAUGGAGUUGAGAGAGAAUUAAAAGUGGAACGCGAGUGGCGCACUUCACUUCAAGAAGCCUCUGUUUCAAACACUGAAAAGAUUUCACAACUUUUACAGGAAAUUGACCAAUUGAAGAAUGUUCACGAGAAAUAUUUGAGUUUACAAGAAGAGCACUACGCGCUACGUGAAAUAUGCACCGAGCAAGAGCACACUUUAGAAGAACUAGGUGGUCAAUUAAGCGUAGCAAAAUUAGCAGCUUGUGAAUUACGUGAAGCCGUAGACAAUGCGCAAUAUCAAGCAGCUAAUAAUGAAGGUACUAAUGGUGCUCCAACAUGGGCUAAUGAUCGACUUGUUACUAAUUGCAAAGGUUGUAAUCGAGAGUUCAACUUAACUCGUCGUAAGCACCACUGCAGAAACUGUGGAAAAAUAUUCUGCAACUCCUGCAGCGACAACACUAUAGCUCUGCCCAAUUCAGCAAAGCCAGUUCGCGUCUGCGACGAGUGUCACGUUUUUCUUGUCGGCCGCUACUCUGUUCUCACUCCUUAAUAUUUAUAUUUAUAUUUAUCGAUCACUAAUAGAUGCUACAAAUUUCUACACUACGGUGAUUACUAAAAUAUAUAAAUAUUUUUUUUAACAUGACAAGUCUUUAUAAAUAUAUAUUUA